AUGACUUCGAAGUACAGUACUCUGCUGAACAAUGCGCUUGCAUCGCCAAAAUCUCUUUCAUCAAAACUUAGAAACAUGAUAAAUGAAUUCGAAAUCAAAAUUAAACUUCUUCAAGAAUUGGUCUUGUUAGAUAACGAGGAAUCAGUACUUACGAAAAUAGUGCGAGAUGCGACAAAUUUGACAGCAGAGAUUGAAAAUACAUGUGGUUCUGUCCCAGGCCUAUUGGAUUCACUAGAACUCGAAGUCGAACGUUCUGAUGAGGUGUUAAACUUUGUUACUCCAUUGGUCCAUAAAAUCGAUGACUUGGAAAAUAAUCUGCACUCAUUGGAGAUCCAGGAAACCCUUUCUCGCUACAGAUCGGAAGUUGACGCCGCUCGCGUUCUUGGCAAUGUUGACAUGGCCCUUGACGCCUUUACACAACUCUCUAGACACUUAGGUGCCUAUAAUGACUCUUCUACAAGCCAUCCACAUCCCAAUCUUCCUCCCUACUACUACGCUAUGUUGGCUUCAUUUAUAAAAGGAGCGCUUACAGGACGGCGAACUAUAUCCCUGGCCAUGCGCAUCAUACUCGAGAAGUUAGAGAAACGUUUUCUCUUUAACUUUUAUGGAAGUCGCCUGACGAACAAGCUAGAAAAGGUUGAAUUCAUGCGCGGCCUGAUUGGUUUCGUCGUUGAUAAGAUGAAAUUUGAUCUGGGUCUCAUUGCGAAACCACCCAAAGCGCAUUGUUCUGUUCCUCUCUUGACAGCCAACGAUACCCAUCCCGGCAGGGUUGAUGAGGCGUCCAAAGAGCAACCUGGCGGCCUAGACUCGAGUCCUCUUGCUACGGAUCCGGAUCUUUUUGGUCAUCUCAUAGACGAAGUGCUCAACUUCGAGACCCGUCUGGAUGGUCUCUGCUACCCCGUGCAUGAAUUGCGUCCAGUUGAGGUGCUGACUCGACUAGACGUCCUUCAUAGAUGGCUGUGUCUUGAAAGCGAUAUUGCACACCGUCGCAUGCAGGAUCUCCUGACCAAAACGCAGACCUUGGUUCCCGAAAAGUCUUCCGAUUCACCAAAGUGA
Molecule: messenger RNA, 1056 nt
Organism: Dibothriocephalus latus
Lineage: Eukaryota; Metazoa; Platyhelminthes; Cestoda; Diphyllobothriidea; Diphyllobothriidae
Source: the annotation of a GenBank genome assembly